GAUUCCAGAAGAUUUUGAUAGGCAAGAAAUCUGGCCUUUGGGUGUGCGUACCCCAGGUUUGGGAUCGCGGGGAUUGGAAUUCAAAUUUGAGCUGUGGGAUCAGUUCCCACUUGAAAUUGAAGAUAAACAGUCCAGGAAAUUGACGAUGCCGAGACCGGUUUUGUGCAAACGGGAUGCUGGCCAAGAGCAAGAGAUCCAAUUGUGGAUUGAGGCCAUAUUGGGCGAGAAAUUCCCACCCAAUAUGCCUUUUGAGGAUGUCUUGAAGGACGGGGUGGUUUUAUGCCGCGUGAUGAACAAAUUGGCGCCCGGCAGUGUGGCCAAAAUCAACGAAACAGGGCCCAGCUUCAAGAUGAUGGAAAAUGUGAACAAGUUUCAGGAUGCCUUGGUCAAGUACGGCGUGGACAAGAAGGACAUUUUUCAAACGAAUGAUUUGUCGGAGAAGAAGGAUAUCUCUAAUGUGGCCAAUACCAUGUUCGCGCUUGGCCGAGCAAUUGUCCAUAAACAUCCAGAGUGGACGGGACCCACCCUGAACGUGGAAUGAACAUCUGGCUAGUGGCUAAUCCGGCAAUACAAUCCUUGGAAACCGUUUCGAUACGAUGCGAAAAUAUAUGAUGACUUCUAUGUAA
Molecule: messenger RNA, 626 nt
Organism: Tigriopus californicus
Lineage: Eukaryota; Metazoa; Arthropoda; Copepoda; Harpacticoida; Harpacticidae
Product: muscle-specific protein 20-like
Exons: 4
Coding region: 146-541 (131 amino acids)
Molecular function (GO): protein binding
Source: RefSeq, a predicted model, not a curated record